GGCGUCCCGUCAAGUCAAGUCCGCUCUCGUCUUUGGAUGAUUAUUUUGCCUCUCUUCAUCAUUGAAAUUAUAUUUUAAAACGAGUGAUUUUGUUUUACAUGUUCUUUUAUUGUUUAACGCUAUAGUUAGUAGUUGAACCGGUACGAAUCCUAUCUCACGAUGUUGCUACUGAAGAGGGUGGUGGCCUAGGUCACGUGGUGUUUAUCCUAGCAACCGAGUGAAGCUCGGCCCAGCCAGGCUAAAAUCAAGGAAUAUAGAAGAAGUAGCUGAUUAUAUACAGAUACAACCAUUCAAAAUGAGCCAACUUUAUAAAACAAUUGAGCCCAGUGUAAUUGAUGAUGAAAUGCUUGAAGAGGCAGUGAAGAAACAGGGGCCAUCAGGAAAGGCUGGGCAAAUAGCCCAGUUAGAAGGAAUUGAAUUCAAAGAUGUAAAAAAUCUUCAACUGGAUUACCGAAAUAUACUGAAGAUUGAUAAUCUGUGGCAGUUCAAAACACUGACCAAGCUCCAGUUAGACAAUAAUGUCAUUGAAAAAAUUGAGGGACUGAACGCUCUGAUCAACCUGGUGUGGCUGGAUUUGUCCUUUAAUAACAUUGAGAUAAUUGAGGGCUUGGAUGAACUGGUUAAGCUGGAAGACCUCAGUCUGUACAGUAACAGAAUUGCCAAUAUUGAAAAUAUGGACUCAUUAGUAAACCUGCAAAUCUUCUCUAUCGGAAAAAAUCACAUCAAUAAACUGGAAAAUAUUAUCUAUCUAAGAAGAUUUAAGAGGCUGCGCACACUGAACCUUGCUGGCAAUCCUAUGUGUGAAGAUGAGAGGUAUAGCAUGUACAUUCCUGCCUACCUGCCUACACUGAUGUAUCUGGAUUUCAGAUUAAUAGAUAAGACCACAAAAGAAAUUGCUUUAGAAAAACAUCACAGUGCUGUUGCAAAUUUGAUGUAUCAUGAAGAUGUAGCAUUUAAAAAGCUUGAGAAAAUAAGGUUACAAGAAGAGGAACUGGCUCUACAUAAGGCCGCCUAUGUAGAAUAUCUGAAUGGACCCGGCCUGUUUAACACAAUGUUCUCGGAAGAUCCUGAAGCACCAAAGCUUUUAAUGUUACCUGGAGCGACAGAACUUGUGGACAUAUUCAAGGCUGAGUUCACCAGCAUUUGCCAGAAGCUCUUUACCCAUGGGCUCAAAGGGCAUGAAAAACGUCAGAAUGAACUGGAACAUUUUAUGGAAUGCGUCCGUGAAGCGAUUGAAGAAAAUCAGCAAAAAGGAGUAAAAGUUAUCAAAGAAUUUGAAGAGAAGAAUAAAGAGCAAUUAAGUGAAAUACAACAUAUGAAUGAUUCUCAACUUCUAGAGAUAAGGAUCAGAGAAUUCAGAGUAGAGGUCGAUCAGCUGUGGAGCAAACUGAUGAACCUAGAAAUGCAACUGGUUGACCAACUGGAGGAAACGAUGAGCAAUUUUGAACGAAAUAUUUCCGAAAUUGUAACAAGUUAUGUUGAAAAUGUACAAGCUCUAAUAGCUCAGUGCCGAGACCUAGAGAAUCGUCACAAUGAGAAUAUUUUGGAAAUUGCCAUGAGUAGUUAUGACAAAAUGGGAAAAAAUGAAGGGGAAGAGGAAAUGCCAGAAGAGCUGCGAGCACUGUUUGUAGAUAAAGAUACAGUAAUCAAUACAGUUAAUGCAUCACAUGACAUGCAUCUGCUUAAGAUUGAUAACCAAGAAGACAAGAUGGUGACAAGGGCAAAUGGCUGGGCUGCAGACACAAUUGAAACGCUGCAUACAGAUGAAAUAAAUCGCAACCGUAAACGAGUUUUAGAAAUUAACAUCUACGUCAGUCACUGGCGGGAUGAGCUGGAUUUCCUGGAGCUCCAGGACACCAACUAAUCCUUACAUAUAACAUUAAAAGGGAGGAGUUGUACAAUAUGGUGUCCCGAUCCUUGUGUUCCUGUCCUAUCUAGGUUCUAACAUAACCAGAUUUAAAUGGGGUUAAAGUUUGUUAAAUUGUUCACCCUGCCCCAACUACAGCCCAUCUACUCUCAUCACUUCUCCAUUCUUAGUAGGUAUUGGAACCCUUAUGAGACAAUUUAUUUAUAUAGCACCUUUUAAUGUAAUGGAGAAUUAAUAGUUCUCUAUUAAUGUCUCCACUGCACCUGAUAGGGUAAACUAGCCUCAUCUCAUCAAAAAUUUGAUUAUCUAGAGCUGUUCUUUUUCUGGAAACCCCUCAUUUCUUGGAGUUGACCUUUAAAACUGUAAUUUUUUUCAGCAAAUUAACAUUUGUUAUUCUGCUACAAACAUUCACUACCUCACAUGUACAGCAUCUCCUCUAACUCAUUCUUUCCCAGUACUCCUCACUCUUCCCUUCUACAACUUAAAAGCUUUUCAAAUGCAAAAUUCAUACGUUAUGAUUUUAACCCUUUUUUUCCCCUCUACUCCUUACAGCAUUGUUGGAUCCCCAAAUUGUAAGCCAUUUUCUUUGGCAAGAGUGUGCAUGUUUUGAAAUGUGACAUUGAUGUAUGAAGAAAAGUCCAGAAAGA
Rhincodon typus (whale shark) is the source of this 2514-nucleotide messenger RNA. RefSeq names its product dynein regulatory complex subunit 3 (gene drc3). The record is from RefSeq and is a predicted model, not a curated record. The transcript has 13 exons. The coding region runs from base 296 to 1864 and encodes 522 amino acids. Gene Ontology annotation, molecular function: protein binding. Lineage: Eukaryota; Metazoa; Chordata; Chondrichthyes; Orectolobiformes; Rhincodontidae.